AUGCACUCAUGGCCAUUCGUGGUCUGACUCGGCCCUCCCACUAUCGUGGGCACGCCUCGAGAUCACUUGCCUGGACACCGGCAGCAUGAGGCUGCGCACUACGCCAAUCAGCGAUCUGUCAAGCGCAAGCUCAUCUGGGCAUCGCUCGUCUGCGUAAGGGCUAUGCAUGUAUAGCAGAGAAUACAGCGAUGUCCAAGCAACAUGUACGCAGUUUGUUGGUCUGACUGAUGCUGUGCAGGUGGUGUUCAUGGUAGCUGAGGUGGUUGGCGGAUAUCUGGCCUCCUCGAUUGCACUCAUGACGGAUGCCACUCACAUGCUGACGGAUCUGGUGGCAAACUGCAUCGGGUAAGGUUAUGCAUUCAUGCAUACACAAGUCUACGUACGUUUGGCUGGCUGGCCUCUCGCUCUGUCAUGCAGGCUGUUCGCCAUUUGGGUGGCAUCGAAGCCUGGCGGACACGCCCUCUCGUUUGGCUACCACCGAGUCGAGAUCCUUGGUGCACUGGUGUCUGUGUUGCUCAUAUGGGGACUCACGAUCGGCCUCGUGUGGGAGGCAGUUCAGAAGGUUAUCAAGCCAGAGCCUGUGGACGGUGCCAUCAUGACCAUCGUAGCUAUUGUUGGUCUCGUUGCCAACAUCAUCAUGACGCAAAUACUCAAGGUGGGCAGAGAGAUACGUAGACAUGCACACAUCCGCACGUCAGCUGAGGGUGAUCCAUCCCUUUCGAUCCUGGUGGUUUGCAGAUCCACAAUCACGGGAUUGGCGGCCACGAGUGCGACCACCAUCACCACGACUCCCAUGCCGCCUCAUCCGCCCAUGACCAACAUACCGGUCCGUGCUUCCACGAUCACCAGCAUGAAGCCCAUCGUGGCCACGAUGCGGAGGAGCCCCCCGCCCUACCCCACUAUGAGUGCAGUCUGCCACCGUCAGCGUUCUCGACGGCCAAUGUCAAAAGGGAGAAGGGCAGCAUGAACCUGCGUGCGGCGUACAUGCGUGCUCUCGGCGAUUUAAUCCAGGUUUGCUUGGUUGGAUAGAGCCAACAAGCGAUCGACGCACAAAGAGGGUUGGCUGUUGUGUUAUGUUUGUGUGGUCACACCAGAGUGUGGGUGUGAUGAUCGCCGGCGUGUGCAUCUGGGUGCAUCCCUCCUGGUUGAUUGCCGACCCCAUAUGCACCUUCAUAUUUUCGUUCUUCGUGUUGUCGACAACUCUGGCCAUCCUGCGGGACGUCACCACAGUGCUCAUGGAAGGCACGCCGAAGGGGGUGGAUGUAGACCAUCUGCAAGACGACCUCGCACUCAUCCCUGGUCAGUCUGUCCGUUACGGCAACUAAUUGUUUUUGUCUGCUUGCUUUGGUCUCCUGUAUGUAUAAGUGUUAUCGUCUCUCUCGUCCGCCCGUUGUUUGCGUGUUCCGUCAGGUGUUGUUGAGUUGCAUGAUCUGCACGUGUAG
Molecule: messenger RNA, 1442 nt
Organism: Vitrella brassicaformis
Lineage: Eukaryota; Vitrellaceae
Source: the annotation of a GenBank genome assembly